Cloeon dipterum is the source of this 607-nucleotide messenger RNA. Its product is annotated as V-type proton ATPase subunit e 2-like. Gene Ontology annotation, molecular function: proton-transporting ATPase activity, rotational mechanism. Lineage: Eukaryota; Metazoa; Arthropoda; Insecta; Ephemeroptera; Baetidae. Gene Ontology annotation, biological process: proton transmembrane transport. The coding region runs from base 86 to 358 and encodes 90 amino acids. The record is from RefSeq and is a predicted model, not a curated record. The transcript is spliced from 4 exons. Gene Ontology annotation, cellular component: plasma membrane proton-transporting V-type ATPase complex; proton-transporting V-type ATPase, V0 domain.
GUGUGAAGAAGCAAGAAGCAACAGCUGCUUAGCUUCUUUCUUUGAGUGGUCACACAUUCGAAUUCGGGCCGAAUUCACAUCAACAAUGGGCGUCGAAGUUUGGCCUCUGGCCGUAUUCACCGUCAUCUGGGCCAUUGUGGGAAUUGUUGGCCCAUUUGUUGUGCCUAAAGGACCGAACAGAGGAGUCACUCGAGUCGCCCUGAUUUUAACUGGUGUCACAUGCUGGCUCUUCUGGUUGUGCUGCUACAUGGCCCAAAUGAACCCCCUCAUCGGGCCCAGGCUGUCGAACCACACCCUGCUGCUGAUUGCUAGAGAAUGGGGCAAUCAAAUUACUCCUGGUCCUGGUCCUGGUCACUAAUCACUCAAUUCUUCCUCGCCAUUCUGGUUUUACUCCGUAAAAGCACAUUCCUGUUUAUUCAAAAUUAAACGAGAUAACAUAUUUUUGCAUCAUGUUCGAUCAAUUGAGUAGUGCAGUAUUAUGCAGAAUCUAUUGUGCCUUGAACAAAAUUGUCACGAAUCCAGAUUGUGAUAAUAAAUACGCAUAUUUUCCUGUAAAUUUAUUGUGUACAUAAAUAAUAAAGAAGCUAAUUAUUCUGUUGAUGAAAAA